GAACAAUUCAUCUGAAAGAAGCACAGAUUUUCUCAUCUAUCCUGUCAACAAAGAAGGAAUCAAGAGAGCAAGGACAGUGAUUUCCCCUGCAUUGCAUUUGUCUUGAAGAUCAGUCAGAAAGAGAAACUCGGCAUCAUCUGUGACAGACAGUGGAACGAAAAAUGCCAGUGAACAUGAAGUCCAUUUGAAUGACGUAAUUCAAAGUACACAUAACUCGAAUAUUAUUAUUGGUUAGAGAAGAAAAAGAUCACAAUGCUAUUGUCAAGGUUAGAUGCUGUUUCUACAGGUCACCAACUGCGGAAACAAUGACAUGGUCUGAAAAUAUGGACACACUUUUAGCCAACCAAGCUGGUCUAGAUGCUUUUCGAACAUUUCUAAAAUCAGAGUUUAGUGAAGAAAAUGUUGAGUUCUGGCUUGCCUGUGAAGACUUUAAGAAAACGAAAAAUGCAGAAAAAAUUGCUUCCAAAGCCAAGAUGAUUUAUUCUGAAUUCAUUGAAGCUGAUGCACCUAAAGAGAUUAACAUUGACUUCAGUACCAGAGACCUCAUCUCAAAGAACAUUGCUGAACCAACACUCAAAUGCUUUGAUGAGGCUCAGAAAUUAAUCUAUUGUCUCAUGGCCAAGGAUUCUUUCCCUCGAUUUCUAAAGUCAGAGAUUUAUAAAAAACUGGUAAAUAGCCAACAGGUUCCAAAUCAUAAAAAAUGGCUCCCUUUUUUGUGAGGAAGGUCAAAGUUAACUAAUUAAUCACUAUACUUCAGGGCUACAAUAUUUUAAAUAUACAAGCACGAUGCGUUGUCUUUUGUUUUGUUUUUAGGAUUUAGAAAACAUCUUUUAUCCAAACAGAUGAAUAACGUUUUAUACAUCAAGCCUGAAUUUCUAACUCAGUUGUUUAGAAUGUAUUUGCUUUACCAGCUAUUUAAUCUCCUACUGGGGGAGUACAAAGAAAGUUUAUAGAGAUACAAUAUAGUCUUAAACCAAAACUGAAUAUUCUUAUUACAUUAUAAUGUAAGGAAUUAUACAUAUCUUCACAUGGCAGAAUGAAUGACUUUUGAGCAUCAUAUACACAAUUUUAAAUACCAUUGCUUUAUUCAAAAAAAUCUCACUUUUGUAAAAAGAGAAUUUCUGAACCAAAAUACAAGCCUUCAUUUAAUAUAUUUAACUGUUUUUCUUCUACCGUUUCUUUCCAACUAUUUCUAAUAAUGUGGUUAUGAAAACUGCUACACCUCUCAAAUUAUUUUUUUUUAAAGUCACAGGAAUGUAUAUGCAUUUAUAUGUAUGUCUUGAAUGCACCAUGGACCAAAGUUUUUCAAAAUAUAUCACUUGGCUCAAUUCAAUGGCAUCACAUAUGAAAUGUGAUGAGUUAUGUAUGAAAAGGCCUCAAGGGUGGGGAAUACUGAUUUUCUUAUAUUAACAGAAAUAUAAAAGAAAGUGGAAGACUAAGGAGCAUGGAUAAAUCCUUAUAAGAUGAAGUAUAUAGCAAGUCAUAAAAUUUAAAAAUUUGCAAGAUUAUCUACUCAAUUGUGGGGAAGUAUCUAUUCACUCCUUCAGCACUGAUACUUGUUUAUAAAACCCAAACAAUUUUUAAAUGCAUUUAUUUUGAGAUGUCCCUAAAGUUGUUUCAUUCUAUAUGUAAAUAUCUUGUGAUAAAUACGAAUAAUUUCAUUUCAAUAUGAGAAGCUGUAAAGAUUCAACAGAUCUCCCACGUUUCCAUUUUCUUUGCACAGAUUUAUUUAUCUGUAUUGAUAUUUCUACUUUUAGAUUGUUUGAACAUUAAAAAAUGGAGGAAAAAUAGCAUGGCUUAUUUUAUGUUUUCACAAACUACUCAUUUGAUAGACAAAAUUUUGUCUUCCCUUCGUCAUGAGAAAUAAACAUUUAAACAUAUGCAAAUGGAAUAUUCCCCGUACAUUUGCAAAUUCUUUAAAAGAAGACAUAAAUAGAAAUUGGUUGUGAAGCAUUCAAUGUGCCUUAAGGUGCACUUAGUGGAAAAUAGCUACACUUUUUAACAUUUAUUCUAGAGAUUCCAACCUUAAUUCACCUCUAUUUAAAUGGGAAACUUCAAAAUUAUUCUCGGAGAAAAAAUUGACUUUUGAAGAUAAAAGGAACCUUAGAAAUUAAAAUCACAUUCCCACUUUUAGAUAUGAAAAGAAAAAAAUCUCAGAAAAAAAAGCACUGCUCUGACCAGUGCUUUUCCCACGUGGGCUCCCUGCUCUGACAGAACAGUGUAGUCCCCUCUCCAAUUUAGAACUGUUCUGAGGUCUGGAAUCUAAAUUCCAACUAAUCCUCAAAUGCCCAGACAUGAUCCCUUUCAUCAGGUAUUUCAAUUUUCUCUUUCCAGUCAGUUUGCAACUUCUUUCUCGUUACCACAGAGUAAGACUUUAUGUUUAAUGAUUGCCUCUCAAGUUUUCUCUAAUGAUGUGAAAGAAGACACAAAUCAAACUUUCACUACCUAGAAACAGUAGGUGCUUGAUAGUACCUAAAAAAAUAUGGCUGGUGUCAAAAUGGUUUGUUGAAAAUUGGAUGUUAAAUGACCUCUAAUAGAAUCCCAGCCAAAGACCCUCAAUAACAAUAUUUACCUCCUCAACUCACUCCCACCCUAAGUGACAAUUCUAGGUAUUCUGAUUAAAUAAAAGAAAAGAAAAAAAUUGCAGGUUUUUGAAUACUUAUCAGUCAGGAUUUUUAAUAAAAUAUCAGAUGUACAUCUUACACACGUGGUCUCUUUCAUGCCAUAUGUUAUUUUAUUUCAUCAGUUAUCAUCGAUGAGUAAUUUUAUGGAUGAAAUUUUAAGUAAAAAAAAUUAAUUUGCAAGAAAUGAAUAACAAUAUUAACAUUCCUGAAAAUGUAUUUAAAUAUUCAAUGAUUGUUUAAUGCCAUUUCCUAAAAAUGUUUCCAUCAACUUUAAGAAAUGAGGUGCUAACAUUAAAAACUAAGGUAAGCAGUAAAACAUUAAUACAAUUACAAGAUAUUUAAAUAGAAAUGACCUUCAAAUUGUAAGAUUUUUCCAAGCACAGUGCUUUCCACUUUCUUAUAGUUUCCACAGAAUGUGUUUUAAUGAAAUUUCUGCUUGCCCUCCACUAGUCAGACCUAAGGAAGUAAAAUGGUAUAUUUCUAAGUUAAUCUUACCUUUUUAACAAUGAAUUAUGGAGCUAUAAUCCAUGAAUUUAUCUAAAAUCCUUUUGAAUUUAUUUGUAUUUCAAGUAUUAAUAAUUCCAUCCAUAAUGAUUCUUUUAAGUUUAUAUGUAGUUUCUUAUAUUUGCCUAGAAAGGAUCUAUUUCUGCCUCAAGAUAUAAUCAAAUUUUUUUCUAAUACUAUAUUGUAAAAAUCUAAAAUCUUUAGGGCAUUACAAACAUAAUCUCAUCUCCAACUUUGCCUUCCCAAAUUUGCUUUUAUUUCUUGGGUUUUUCUUCAGUCUGUCUAUAUGUAGAAUUCAUUCUACCCACUUUCAUUGUUUUAGUUACUUUGCUCUACAGUUUUUAAAAUUCUGUGUGGUGUAGCAACUAUGUGUACUCAGGAUAUUGUUGAUGAAAACACAUAUUGAUAUAAUAAAA
Molecule: messenger RNA, 3544 nt
Organism: Pongo pygmaeus (Bornean orangutan)
Lineage: Eukaryota; Metazoa; Chordata; Mammalia; Primates; Hominidae
Gene: RGS21
Product: regulator of G protein signaling 21
Exons: 5
Coding region: 306-719 (137 amino acids)
Source: RefSeq, a predicted model, not a curated record